Messenger RNA from Durusdinium trenchii, 1209 nucleotides. The record is from the annotation of a GenBank genome assembly. Lineage: Eukaryota; Dinophyceae; Suessiales; Symbiodiniaceae.
AUGGGUCCCAUCGCGGUCCAUCCCCUGGGCAGAGCUCGCUCCGCCCCCGGCGAAGGCCGAAUCACGGCGAUGCCAUCGCGUGUGAAUCGGGUGAUCAAGGCCUCCAGGAGCGAACCCAAGGGCCGUGGGAAAGGCCGAAAGGAGCAUGUCGCUCCGAAGGAGGAGGAGAUGGUCGGUCUGGACAUGAGCUUGGAUGAGCUGAUCGAAAAGGAGGCUCAGCCGCAGAAGGGCAAAAAGAACUGGCAGGAAGAGUGGGAGAAGCCAGGGAAGGAGAAGGAGUGGGGUCCAAAUAAAUGGCAAGACAAGACGAAGAGCACAGGCACUUGGAAGGCGAGUUGGAAGGACAACGAUCAGAGUGGAGGAGGCGGAAGCUGGAAAGCCAGCUGGAAAAGCGCCGACGCCUCUGAGAAUUGGAAGAAGGCCGACUCCUGGAAGGCGGCGGAACAGUGGAAGCCCAAGGCUGAGAAGUGGGAAAAGGACAACUCCUGGAGCAGUGGCAAGAAAAACGAUUGGUCAGGCCACCAGGAGGAAUGGAAGCCCAAGCCCCGAGGCGAUGAAUGGAGCGCCAACUCCUGGGGCGCCCAGCCAAAGAGCCAAGCCUGGGAAAAGUGGCCACAAGACAAGUGGGAGGCGCCUGUGCGUCAGACUUGGCGGCCCACCAACGAGCAGGAGCGCUGGAACUCCCGAAACGAAGUGCACCUGCAACGGUGGGAGCGUCCGGACACCUCACGACAAGAGGCUUACGGCCGCCAGGCUGACGUAUAUGGUCGCCCGGCACCGGAUUACGGCCGCGGGCAGAACGACUAUGCCCGCCAGCAGCACGACUAUGCUCGUCAGGGGCACGACUACGGACGCGGCACGCAAGACAGCGGCCGGCAGGGCCCGGCUGAAGGAUACGGGCGUGCCUUUGAUGUCCGAGACCGCAGAGGCCGUGAGAGAUCUCGUUCGCCGCCACGGAGGAAUUUCUACGAAGAGCCGCCUGCGAGGGGCAGCAUCAUCUUGGUGAAGAACAUUCCUUUGGGCCUCGAUUCGAGGGACAUUCGUGACGCCUUUCAGUCGGCCACGGGCCCCGUCACGAGCUGCAAGCUCAGCCAAGAUGGCACUGCCAGGAUAUCCUUUGAAAGGCCGGAGGAUGCGAAGAAGGCCGUCGCCACCUUCGACCACGGGGAGCUCAAUGGCAACAUUAUCAAUGUCCACAUCAUCAAUUGA